CACACUGCUAGAACCAGAUCAGGAGAAUCAGGAGCUCUAGGUUCCAGGCCCACCUGUACCAGUGGGAGUGCCUACCUCUUGGCCUCAGUUCCCUCUCUGUUAGAAGGAAGAGGUUACUGUCUAACCCUAGGGACACGCUGCAGGAUUGCUGGUGACCUGAUGAUCACAUCUCUUGGAGACAGAAUGGGCAAGUGAGAUGCUGAGUAAGUGGAGGUGGUGUCAGUCCAAAGGCCCAGAGCUCGUGGCUGGCCUUCAUUCUUUCUCCUUUCCUUGGCCAGAGUUCCUCUUUGAACAUCUUUCCUCUUCCAAUGAAGCACUUGUCUGGUCCAGCUGCAGCUGCUUGAUCCUCCUGGCUGAAGAACCGCUCUUCUUUUCCAAAUGCCACACGGUGUAUGGUUGGUACUGUGGGUCCUGUAUUUUUGGGGGUUGGGGGCAGGUAGAAACCAAACCAGACUCUGCUUCCCUGCUUGGUAAGCUGCGUGGCCGUCGCUGGCUUCUCAACGGAGGAAGGAGGGGCCAGCCCCAUGACCACCUCUUCUGUGGGGCAGUAGAGGAACCACAGAGCCCUGAUCCCUGGCCUACAUCCUUCCGCGUGAGGUAGGGAUUGAGGCAGUGGUGAGAAGCCUGCAGGAAAGCCUGAAGAUGAACAACACAGAGUUGCACAAGCAAAGCCUGCUGCUCUUCGCCGAGAUCCUGACUCGGCAGCCGGAGGAGAUCAAGUUGUUCACAAGCUCAGCCCUCUGCAGAGACGCUGGCCGUGUCCUCCGCGAGGCCGUGAGCAGCCCUGUGCUGGAGGUGGCCGCCGAGGCGGUGAGGGCCACUUGUGCUUUUCUGAGGAAGGAUCACCAAAGCGCUCCACCCGUGCAGUAUAGGGAGCUGCAGGCCCUGCUGCAAGCCAUGCUGAGCCGGUGUGUGGAAUUCUCCCAGGUCUCACUCAACAGAAAGCCCCUGGGCCACGCUUACAGUCGCGAUUCUGAGAAGGCCAUUUUCCGAAGGGGGACAUUCAUCCUGAGCACUCUGGAGGGCUUUAGAAGUGCCUGCAGGUUGGCUGUGGAAUUUCAGAGUGAGCCUUUGGCCCAGGAGAAUCCAUUCACAGCCCCAAGCGCCGAGAAAGAAGACACCCUGGCGGCCUUCUCAGAAUUUCUUCUCAGCUCCUGUGACUCUCUCUGUAUCCCCAUGGUGCUGAGACACCUGGAGCAGGCCGCUCAGCCGGCCCUGGUGGAAGUCUUCUUCUCCAUUCUGCACAGCCUGUUUGUCAUCGUUCCCCACAUGAAGGAGAAGUUUUCUGAGAAACUCGCCGCCUCCUCUUUCAUACAACUGACCCUGGAGCUGAAAGCCAUGUUCUGCAGCGGCCCGAGCUACUCAGCCCUGAACCAGGUGUGUUCCAGCUUCCUCUACUACAUGUGCCUCAACCUUCUGUCGGCUCCAAAGAAGACAGAACCGCCUUCCCGGGAAGAACUCUCUGCGGUAUCUGAGCUCCUGCAGCACAGGCUGCCCCAGAUAAGCAGCAGGAGCCUGGAGAGCCUGGCCUUCCUGUCCGAGCGCCAGUACGUGGAGGGAGCUGCUCGCCAGAAACAGUACUGCAUCCUGCUCCUCUUCUACCUGGCCCAUGUCCAUGAGGACAGGUUUGUCUCAGAGGCGGAGCUGUCUGCGGCCGUGCAGAGCUUCCUCCUGUCCCUGCAGGACCAGGGGGAGUGCCCUCCGCUGACUGUCCUCAAAGCCUCCAUCUACCUGCUUGCGGUCUGCCAGGUCCAGGACAGCAUGCUGGAUGAGGUGGUGGUCAGCGCAAUCCGGAAGUUCCUGGAAGGCCUUUCAGACCUGCGCCUAGUAUACACCCACCACCUGCUCUCGCUCAGCUUCUUCCUGUCCUAUCCGGAGCUGAUGAGCAGGUUUGGGCAGCGUGUCCUGGAACUUUGGUUCUCCUGGGAGGAGAGCUGCUGUGAGGAACUGGAUGAACUCCCAACGGGGCCAGAGCCCACCCUGCCUGCCAGCUUAGUCGCUCUGUUCCAGAUACUCCGAAGUAGCCCCAGCAUCCUGCUCAUUCUGCUUGACCUCAUCUAUUCCAGCCCAGUGGACACAGCUCGCAAGGUGCUGGUUGUCCUGAGGACCUUCCUGCGGAGGAACGAGGAUGUCCAAGUGGGGGGUCUCAUCCGAGGCCACUUUCUGCUCAUCCUGCAGCACCUGCUGGUGGAGCACGGGGCCUCCCCCUCAGGAGGGAACCUGCCGUUGCUGCUGAGCCUCCUCUCCUUGGUGCAGCUGAGGAGCAAGGCCGAGCAAGAGCUGGACAGCAUGGCCAUGAAGCUACUUCACCAAGUGAGCAAGCUGUGUGGGAAGUGCAGCCCCACAGACGUGGACAUCCUCCAGCCCUCCUUCAACUUCCUGUAUUGGAGCCUUCAGCAGACUACGCCCAGCAGUCAGAAAAGAGCGGCUGCCGUGUUCCUGAGCAGUACAGCCCUCAUGGAGCUUCUGGAGAAGAUGCUGGCCCUCACCUGGGAGGAGACGGACAGGCCCAUGACCACGCUGCUCUGCUCUGCCUGGCUGCUCACCGCCUCCUUCUCUGCCCAGCAGCACGAGGGCAGUUUGCAGGUUCACCAGACGUUAUCUGUGGAACUGGACCAAGUCCUGAAGGCCCUCAGCUUUCCAAAGAAAACAGGUGCACUGCUCUCAGCCGCCAUCUUAUGCUUCCUGCGCACGGCCUUGCAGCAAAGCUUCUCCUCCCGCCUGGUGGCCCUGGUGCCCUCAGAGACCCGGCCACCACCCACCCCUGGGGACACCGUCCUGGCUCCUCUGGGAACGUCCCAAGUGCUGUCCUUGCUCAUUGGGCUGCAGAACCUCCUGGCGAAGAAGGACCCUGUAUUGUCCCAGGCCUGUGUUGGCUGUCUGGAGUCCUUGCUUGACUACCUACACGCCCGGAGCCCAGACAUGGCCCUGCACGUGGCCUCCCAGCCCUGGCACCGAUUUCUGCUGGUUACCCUCCUGGAUUCUGGAGAGAAUGCCUUCCUGCAGCCUGAGGUCUUGAGACUCAUGACCCUGUUUGUGCGAUACCGGAGCAGCAGUGUCCUGUCUUGCGAGGAGGUGGGUCUCAUUCUGCAAGGCGCGGCUGUGGCUGACCCGUCCACCCUGUCCAGCAGCACGCUCCAGGCCCUGCGUGUCUUCUUCCUGCAGGUCCAGAAUACGGGCCUCCUGACUGACCACAGCACAGCCAAGACACUGCAGGCCCUUCUGGAGGGCCUUUCUCCUGCUGCCUCCUCUGCCCAGCCACCCCCGCCGGACAUGCUCUGCCAGGGAGGGGUGGCCAAAUCGCUGCCCCACAUCAGAGACCGAGCCGGGGAGGUGGGGUGGAGCGGACACUGAGAGAACUCAGACCUGAAAGUAAGAGUAAAGGCAAACAAACAAACUUGAGCAGCACUGGACCCAUUUGUUGCACCUCUGACAUGGAAUCGCAAUAAAAUUAUAGACCCACACGUGGCCUCAGGGGCACGCUGGACUUGAGGCCCAUCCUGCCUCCUGCGG
Messenger RNA from Ochotona curzoniae (black-lipped pika), 3513 nucleotides. RefSeq names its product meiotic double-stranded break formation protein 1 (gene MEI1). The transcript is spliced from 22 exons. Bases 643 to 3354 code for a protein of 903 amino acids. The record is from RefSeq and is a predicted model, not a curated record. Gene Ontology annotation, biological process: meiosis I. NCBI's taxonomy places the organism in Eukaryota, Metazoa, Chordata, Mammalia, Lagomorpha, Ochotonidae.